Messenger RNA from Hydractinia symbiolongicarpus, 1688 nucleotides. RefSeq names its product tartrate-resistant acid phosphatase type 5-like. Bases 151 to 1122 code for a protein of 323 amino acids. Gene Ontology annotation, molecular function: acid phosphatase activity; ferrous iron binding; ferric iron binding. The transcript is spliced from 5 exons. The record is from RefSeq and is a predicted model, not a curated record. NCBI's taxonomy places the organism in Eukaryota, Metazoa, Cnidaria, Hydrozoa, Anthoathecata, Hydractiniidae.
UAGUACACCCUUCUGUCAAUUAACAUGGCCUGUGCAUUACAUUUAUGCAUGGUAUAUGUUACAAGUUACUACAAUUUACUAUCUUGAUCUUGAUGUUACACAAAUUAAUAAUGUUGAUAUUACAGUUUGUAAAAAUUACCUUCCGCAACGAUGAAUCAGUUAUUUACAGCAAUUUGUGUAUCCAUAAUCACUUUAUGUAUGGCGGAGUUGAAUUUCUUAGUAUUGGGAGAUUGGGGAGGACUUCCACUUUAUCCAUACACAACAGAAAUUGAAGAAAAAACUUCAAAACAAAUGGCAGAUGUAGCAGCCCGUGUAAAUGCUAGAUUUGUUGUUGCUCUGGGUGAUAAUUUUUAUUACGAUGGUGUGAAAAAUGUUGAGGAUGCACGUUUUAAAGAGACGUAUUCUGAAGUGUUUGACGAGAAGUCAUUGCAAGUCCCGUGGUAUGUAAUUGCUGGAAAUCAUGAUCACCAUGGUAACGUGUCUGCAGAAAUUGCCUACUCCUCCCGCUCAAGCGUUUGGACGUAUCCUUACUAUUGGCACUCUCAAAAAUUUGUUAUAGCAGAUACUAACAAGACUUUGAAAUUAGUGUUGCUGGAUACUAUUGUCCUGUGUGGUAAUGCUGGUUCCGAUGAUGAACUACUACAACCGAAAGGACCUGAAGACAAAUCGUUUGCUGAGAAGCAAUGGAUGUGGCUGGAAGAACAAUUAAAAUACUCACAAGAUGAUUAUUUGUUAGUGGGUGGCCACUUCCCUGUUUGGUCGAUCGCUGAGCAUGGUCCUACUGAUUGUCUCGUUGAUAGAUUGAAACCACUUCUGGAGAAAUAUAAAGCCUCCUCGUAUAUAUGUGGUCACGACCAUAACCUUCAGCACAUUAAGGAGCAAGACUCGGAUGUCCAUUAUUUCGUUAUCGGUGCUGCAAACUUCGUGAAAGACGACGUACGACAUAAACAUUCCGUACCCGACGAUUCGUUAAAAUUCUAUUGGGCGGAUGCACGACGUUAUGGUGGUUUUGCGCAUGUCAAGGCGACCGCUGACUAUUUAAAUGUUACGUUGAUCGAUUCAUUGGGCGAUUUGUUGCACUCACAGAUGAUUAAACCAAGAAACGUAGGUGCCCAGUUGUAGCAAUACACAGCCUUCUUCUAUUUUGCUCUGGCGACGUGAGAAAUUCUUUGUUUUGUUAAUAAGUUUUGUUUCAUAUAAAAAAUUUGUAAAUAAAUAGAAUUUUGAAAUUCAGUUUGAUUAUUUUUUAAUGUUUUUAAGAAUUCAUUUUUUACAGUUUUAUACUUUGAACGUGACAGAUCCCAACGAAUGUGGAAUAAUUUCGCUCAAUAAGUAAACCAGACGUGAAAAGUUCAUUCUUCACAGUCAGUUUACUAUCUAUUUUUUCAAUCAAUUUUAAUGAGUAAGAGAAAAUUAUCGAUAAAACCACACAUCAGAAACAUGUGUUAGAAUUUACUCUGUUGAGGAAGAUUUGCGAUUCUGAAAUUUUAAUUUGUUGUAAAUUUUAAAAAUGUAUUCUAGUACUUUAACUCGCGAAAAUAAAUGUCAAACUUAAGUGGAGUAAUUUUCGCGAAGAUUUAUUUGGCGAGGUCCAAGAAAAUAUAUUUCGCGGAGAUUAAUAACCAGUCAUGAUGUCGUGUAAUAUCUCAAUAUUUAGCGAAGAUUUUUUUUUGCAAAUAAAAGAAUAA